UUAAUAGGGAUAGGGAGGAGAGCAAUCACACGAACGGGAUCUGCCGCUUGCUAGGGUUUCGUCCUCUCCCGCCUCUCGUCUCGCACCACCUCGCAUCCCUAACCCUAGCCCUUGCCUCGGUCGCCCCCCGAUUCCCGCGGCGGCCAUGGCGGCGGAAGCGCCACCGUCGUCGUCGUCGUCCUCCUCCUCCUCUUCCGCGCGGCCGCCGGCAGCGGGCGGCGGCGGGGCGGAGUCGUACAUCGGGAGCCUCAUCAGCCUGACCUCCAAGAGCGAGAUCAGGUACGAGGGCGUCCUCUACAACAUCAACACCGAGGAGUCCAGCAUCGGCCUGCGCAAUGUGCGGUCAUUUGGAACCGAAGGUCGGAAGAAAGAUGGAAUGCAAAUUCCUGCUAGUGACAAAGUUUACGAGUACAUCCUCUUCCGAGGAAGUGAUAUCAAGGAUUUGCAAGUUAAGUCAUCACCACAGCGGCCACAACCAGCUUCCCUGCACAGUGAUCCUGCCAUAAUUCAGUCACAUUAUUCUCAACUGGCAUCAACUUCUUCAAGUUUGCCUUUAGCGGGGGGUGCAGUUUUACCAGACCUCAGCUCCCAGGCAGCUCAAUAUGGGCUUCAGAGGCCAAAUUUUCAGAGUAACCUUCCUCUAUAUCAACCGGGGAGUGCUCCGUGGGGUUCUCCGGCAGUGCCUCCCGUUGGAAAUGCUCCAACGCUUUCAGUUCCCUCGAUGUACUGGCAAGGAUACUAUGCACCUUCGAGUGGGCUUCCACCUCAUUUGCAGCAACCUCCAUUCCUUCAGCCCACACCAGGAUUAUCAGUUCCCCAGAAUCUCCAAUAUCCAGGACUUAAUCCUUCUUUACCAUCUGGGCUGCAAAAACUGUCAGAACUCCAGCCCUCAUUGAUGCAGCCACCUGCUACUAGUCAAGGUCAUCCGUCAGGUAUCCUUCCUGCUACAACAGCUCCUGCUUCUGCUACCUUAUUAGCUCCGGAAAGUUCAAAGCCUCUGCUGCCGAACAUGGGAUCAUUGUUUACUCCUCACGUGACAUCUCUUGGUGCAACUUUUCCUUUUGCAAGCCAGCCAACUUCCAUGGCUGAAACUAGUGCAACAGUGUCACAGAACUUAGCUUCUCUUGGUAGCAGCAGGGCUGCUGCUCUUCCAGGCUCAACACUGGCAUACCAAACAAUAUCUCAGUCAGUUUCUUCAACUGUUUCCACAACUACCUCAGCCCAGGUGGAGAUGCCGACUGUUUCCACAUCUAGCUCAGUCCAAGUGGAGAUGCCUGUGCCUUUGUUUGCACCAUCAGGUCAGUUAUUGCAGAACACGGCAUCCAUGCUUUCAUCCUCGCAUUCCAUGCAGACACCUUUCCAGAUGGGCAGCAAAGAAGUGAAGCCAGUUGAGCCUAAGGCCAAGGUUGCAGAGCCAUUGCUAUCUGACCCUUUGCUGCUUGAUCCACCACUACGUGCUCUGCCUGAAAAUAAGGAGCCUAUAUUACCAUUGCCGAAACAAACACCUCAAAAGUACAAUGGAUCUGGUUCGCACAACCACCACAACUUUAGGGGCCGUGGAAGGGGUAGAGGGAGUACGUUUUCACAGUCUGUAACAGCAUUUACCGAAGAGUUUGAUUUCACCGCCAUGAAUGAGAAGUUUAACAAAGAUGAAGUCUGGGGUCAUCUUGGUAAGAAAUCCCAGUCAAGGGAUAAAAAUGGUGAGCUGGCAGAUGAUGUGUUUGAUGAAGACCUGGAGGUUGAGGAAACAGACAACCCAGAGUUGGCUGUCAAGCCUGUUUAUGUCAAAGACGACUUUUUUGAUUCCCUUUCUAGUGGAACAUUUGGGCGUGGAGGGCCAAACGGAAGGGGCAGAUUUUCAGAAAGGCGGAGAGUAGACACAGAGACGUUUGGUGAUUUUCCACGGCACCGGCAGCUGUAUCGUGGUGGCGCCCGUGGUUACCGUGGUGGUGGUCGUUCCCGUGGUUCAUACUACGGUGGCAGAGGCUAUGGUAACAUGGGGAUGGCUGGCCCUGGGAAUUCUUAUCCUUACCACGGGUCGUAUGGGAGAGAUUGAUUGUAGAAGACAUGUGCUGUCAAUCAUACUUGCAGGUCUUGUAGUAUUUACUAAAUGCGCAAUGCAUCUUACUAUUCUACAAAUAAACGGAACCAUAUCGCGUCACUUGCAUGCGCCUUGUCUAGACAGGGCCUGUAGCGUUUGGUCAUCGAUGUGGUCUAUACCCUGCGAUCUGUAGGAGAGUUACCAGUAGAUGAGCAGCUGAUGCUUUAUAGGUAUAUAAGCUUGCGGCCCUUGAAUGUGUACCCCAUGCGUGAGAUUUAGUUGUACAGGCCGACCGAUCUCAAACCUGGUAUACGGUGCUAGGCUUAACUCAGUAACUUUUCUCUUUCAGACUAGCCGUGUUGUCUGUUUUGUAUUGGUGUUUGUGUAACUUUGAAUUUCACUGGUUAUCAGAAGUCUUCAAUUGUAUCCUGAACUGAAUUAUUGGUGCUGUUGCAAUUAAUCUUUACCUUCCGAAA
Messenger RNA from Phragmites australis (common reed), 2517 nucleotides. Its product is annotated as protein decapping 5-like. NCBI's taxonomy places the organism in Eukaryota, Viridiplantae, Streptophyta, Magnoliopsida, Poales, Poaceae. The transcript has 8 exons. Bases 146 to 2056 code for a protein of 636 amino acids. The record is from RefSeq and is a predicted model, not a curated record. Gene Ontology annotation, molecular function: mRNA binding. Gene Ontology annotation, cellular component: P-body. Gene Ontology annotation, biological process: P-body assembly; cytoplasmic stress granule assembly.